Molecule: messenger RNA, 402 nt
Organism: Racocetra persica
Lineage: Eukaryota; Fungi; Glomeromycota; Glomeromycetes; Diversisporales; Gigasporaceae
Source: the annotation of a GenBank genome assembly
AUGUCUCUACAUGAGGAAGUUCCUUUACAUGAGGAAGUUCCUUUACAUGAUUAUGCUAAUGAAGUUUCAGAAUCUAGUUCAUGCAUCCAUGAGAAUAAUAGUUCUAAGCCAUACGAAUUUGCUAAACAACUACAGAAAAAAGCCAAAAAAGGUGGUCUUACAUUUGAUGAAUCUUGGCCAAGAGGUAAAUUAUGUAGUUUGAAAGCUCAUCUUGCAAAUGAUUGCUCCAAUAUAUUUGAGAAUAUUCAAAAGUAUUGGUGCAAUAAACUUGUAGAAAAUAAUAGUAUAUAUUCAAGAAAUUCAUAUUUAAAAUUAAUUUUACCUGUACAAGUUAGUAACAAUUAUGAUAUGUUGCUUUUAAAAGCUUGGAUUGUUACUAAUAUCCCAUUUGAAGUUUAUUAG